This is a messenger RNA of Emericellopsis cladophorae, 2202 nucleotides long. Its product is annotated as Plasma membrane fusion protein-like protein. Bases 1 to 2202 code for a protein of 733 amino acids. Gene Ontology annotation, cellular component: mating projection tip. NCBI's taxonomy places the organism in Eukaryota, Fungi, Ascomycota, Sordariomycetes, Hypocreales, Bionectriaceae. The transcript has a single exon. The record is from RefSeq and is a predicted model, not a curated record.
AUGAAUAGAUUCACCAACAUGUUUUCCACACGGAGCCCCCCGCAUCAACACACCUACCCCGAAGUGCCCGGCUCACUGCGGUCCGACUCUGUCGAGCUAUCUGGCUUCGAGAAGAUCAAGGACGCCAGGGCCACAUCGGCAUCCAAUUUCACUCCCUAUCUCGGACUCCGUUCUCGACUCUCACAAAUAUGGAUCAACCGAUGGACCAUCCUGCUGCUCCUCGUCCUAGUCCGAGUGCUGCUGCUCAUUGCAUCACUCAACGACAAUGUGGGCUCGGCCAAGGAAAAAGCCCUCUCAGCAUGUACCAAGGUUGAGGACGUCGGCAGCUCCAUGGCAUCCAUGCCUCAUUACCUCUCGCUCGGUGUGAACGAAAUGGCGGCCAUGGGUGUCGAGACGGCCGUCAAGGCCAUGGUCACCGUGCUGGAGCUCAUCCUCACUGGAGUGGAGAGCAUGAUCUUCUUCUUCAUUAACUUCCUCGUGGGCACCUACGUCUGCCUCCUCACUGCCCUUGUCAAGGGCAGCCUGGACGCCGUUGCCUCCGUCACCGAGGAUAUUGGCAAUGUGGUCAACAAGCUCAUCGACAGCGCCACAGACGACAUUGAGUCCAUCUCCAGCGACAUUGAGGACGGUAUCAACAACAUCCUUGACGGCGUCACCGACUUCUUCAGUCCAGGAUCCAGUGACAAGCCGGAAGUGGACUUCUCCGGGCCCAUCGAGAAGCUCAAGGACUUUGAUCUCGACCCCAAUGACUUUGCCAAGGAUAUCCGCAAGGUCAACGAGAACAUCCCCAACUUUGACGAGGUCAAGAACAUCACCCAGGAGACCAUUGCCAUACCGUUCGACUUUGUCCGCAAGGCCCUCAACGACAGCUAUGGCGACUACAAGUUCAACCGCGAUGUGUUCCCCCUCGCGCAGAAGGAGAAGAUGACUUUCUGCUCGGACAACAGUACUUUGAACGACUUCUUCCAGAGUCUCUACGAUCUCAUUGAAAAGUCCCGCAUCAUCUUCAUUGUCGUUCUCGUGCUGCUGGCCGUGGCUGUCAUCGCACCCAUGGCGUGGUACGAGAUCAAGCGGUGGAGGCGCACGCAGCGUCAUGCCCGUCUCGUGGAGAAGGACUCGUUUGAUCCGAUGGACGUGGUGUACAUUGCUUCCCGGCCCACUACCUCGAGCUUCGGCGUCAAGCUGGGCUCCCGUUUCUCCGGGAAGAGGCAGGUCCUGGUGCGAUGGUGCAUCGCCUACGCAACCUCUCCGUCGGCCAUCUUCGUCCUCUCGCUGGCCCUAGCCGGUCUCUUCUCCUGCCUCUGCCAAUAUAUCCUGCUGCGCGCCGUGCAGAGCCAGGUGCCCGCCCUCAGCAGACAGGUGGGUGAGUUUGCUGGCGAUGUAGUCGGCAGCCUGAACCAGGUCUCGGAGGAGUGGGCUCUCGACGCCAACAGCGUGAUGCUGGGUCUCGAGAACGACAUCAACGACGACGUCCUCGCCUAUGUCACCAACGCCACCGACGCCGUCAACGACACCCUGACCACCUUCAUGGACACCAUCAAUGAUGGCAUUGAGACGGUGUUUGACGAUACCAUUCUCGUCGACCCCAUCAAGACCGUGGUCCGCUGCAUCAUCGGUAUCAAGGUCGAAAGUGUGCAAAAGGGCCUGACCUGGGUCCACGAGAAGGCCCACGUCGCGCUCCCCAUGUUUGCUAACGACACCUUCAGCCUCGGCGCGAAGGAGUCCGUCAACGGCGACUCGGACAUGAACACUUUCCUCGCGGCGCCCGGAGAUGGCACCGAGGACGAGGUCUCUGGUGCGGUGCAAAAGGUCGUCGACUGGCUGCGCAACGGCAUCGUCGUCGAGGCCCUCAUCUCCACGGGCAUCCUCCUCCUCUACGUCAUUGUUGUCCUCCUCGGUGUGAUUCGCGCCCUUGCCGGGAUGGCCAUGCCAGACAAGACCCGUGCUGAAGGGGGAGGUAAUGGCUUCCGCUUCACGGGGGAUGACCGUCCUCCUCUGACGCCUCGCUCGCAACCCCAGGCUUGGACAGGCGAAGGCAACCAGUUCCAGCCGCACGGGUCCGAGACGCACAUUGAGGGUGGCUACUACGGUAGUGGCGACGAGAAAGCGACCGGCGCUGUUGGUGCCCGGCCAAGACACAAUGCAGGACAUGUGCGGAACAGCUCCUACGGCGAGAUUGACCACGCGAGCAACAAGUUUUGA